GCCUCCGUCUUCCUGUUUGGGUGCCGCAGCUGGAAAAAUGGCAGCAGAUACAGGGAGAUACAGGAGUGCAGUUAAUAAAAAUAAGGACCCUUCUGGUCUUCUUAUAUCUGUCAUAAGGACUCUGUCCAGCAGUGAUGAUGUGCAGGACAGAGAGACAGAGAAGGGUCGUCUGGAAGAGGCCUUUGAGACGUGUGACAGGGAUUUAGAUGAGCUGAUUGUUCAGCAUUAUGCUGAACUCACCACUGCCAUCAGGACCUACCAGAGCAUCACAGAGCGCAUCACCAGCUCCCGCAACAAGAUCAAACAGGUGAAGGAAAACCUUCUGUCUUGUAAGAUGCUGCUCCAUUGCAAAAGGGAUGAGCUGAGAAAGUUGUGGAUAGAGGGCAUCGAGCACAAGCACGUCCUCCAGCUGCUGGAUGAAAUCGAAAGCAUCAAGCAGGUUCCACAGCGGCUGGAGGCCUAUAUGGCAAGCAAACACUACCUUCAUGCCACAGAUAUGCUGGUGUCAGCCGUGGAGUCCUUGGAAGGCUCCUUGCUGCAGGUGGAGGGGCUCGGAGAUUUGCGUCUGGAGCUCCACAGCAAGAAGCUCAACAUCCAUCUUGUACUCAUUGAUGAGCUGCACCGACAUCUCUACAUAAAGUCUACCAGUCGGCUGGGACACAAGAACAAGGACAAAAAUGCUUCUCGCCUUCCAGGCUCCACAGUCAAAGAGACAUCUCCAGUGCCUGCAUUGGAUGUCAGCAGCAUGUCCACCCCGCGCAAGCUGUUGGAUUCGUCACAGUUCAGCACACCUGGAUCCAGCAGUGUACGUGAGCUACAGCAGGAUGUGCGAGAUUUGAACCAAACGGACCUACCUGAGGUGGACCCAGAGGAGAACAGUGCCGAGUUCAUGGGCAUCCUCAUAAAGGCCCUUGCCAAGCUGAAGAAAAUCCCUGAGACCAUCAAAGCCAUAAUGGAGAGGCUGGAACCUGAGCUGAAGCAGAUCGUAAAGAGGUCCACCACUCAAAUUGCAGACCAUGCUUACCAGAGAGGAGAAAACCUGGCCCAGGAAAGCCAGCCAAGGCUGCUUCUGGAGCUGCUGGAGCUUUUGUUUGACAAGUUCAAGGCCGUAGCCCAGGCUCACAGUGUGGUGUUGGCCCACCUGCAGCAGAUCGCAGUGCAGUGCCCGGCCGGGGCCCACGAAGAAGACAUCAAACUCUACGAGCAGGCCGACGUCUCUGCCAAGAUCCAGACGGUGCUGCAGGUUCUCCUUAUGGAGUAUCUGGAUGUGAAGAACAGCCGCAGCACCACAGAGCCGUCGGCUCAGCUUUCCUAUGCCAGCACUGGCAGUGAGUUUGCUGCCUUUUUCGCGAAGAAAAAACCACAGCGUGCAAAGCAGUCGCUCUUCAAGUUUGAAUCAUCUUCCCAUGCCAUCAGCAUGAGUGCCUACUUGAGAGAGCAGAGGCGAGAACUCUACAGCAAGAGUGGAGAAUUACAAGGUGGCGCCGAUGACAACCUGAUUGAAGGGGGAGAAAUGAAAUUUGUGUGUAAGCCGGGAGCAAGGAACAUCACUGUGAUCUUCCAGCCUCUUCUCAGGUUCAUUCAGGAGAUAGAGAUGAACAUGGGACCAGGCCAGGCUAAGCAGUGCCAGCUCCGAGCCUUCCUCACUUACUACAUCAAUGACCUCUUCCUCAAUCAGGUGCGAACAGAGAUCAACAAGGAAAUUGAGGCAGUGAGCAAAGCAUCGGACCCCUUGAAGAUCCUUGCCAGCGCUGAUACCAUGAAAGUCCUGGGAGUUCAGAGACCCCUGCUGCAGAGCACAGUGGUAGUGGAGAAGUCCAUCCAGGAUCUAAUGAGCCUAAUGCGAGACCUGAGUGCCUACUCCAACCAGUUCCUUGAGAUGGUCUGCGACAAGCUCAAAGACUACAAGGAAAUCUGCAACACAGCCUACAGGGCUGUAGUCCAGUGUGAGGAGAAGCUAACCAUCAGCGCUUCCUGGUCUAAAGACGAGGACAUCAGUCGUCUGCUCCAGUCGCUCCCUAACUGGGCAAAUAUGGCCCAACCCAGACAGACGCGCCAAAAGAGAGAAGACGAAGAGGACUUUACUCGGGCGGCUUUCGCUAAGGAGUCGGAGGUGCUGACCGGGAACCUAGGAGACAAGUUGAUCCCCCAGAAUGAGAUCCUGCGCGACGUCAGUGACCUCAAGGCUCUGGCCAACCUUCACGAGAGCAUGGAGUGGUUGGCCGCUCGCCUCAAGACAUUCUUCGCCAACCUGCCUCAUGCCUCCAGUGCAUCUCCAUGCUCAGCAGACAGCCAGGUGGUUGGCGAGAGCGAACGGAGCAGGGAGCAGAUCCUCCAGACCCUCAGCGACCUGUCCAGGGGCUUCCAGGAUAUUGCUGACCGCUGUCUCCUGGUCUUGCACCUGGAGGUCAGAGUGCAUUGUUUCCAUUACCUGAUCCCCCUGACUAAGCAAGGUAAUUAUGCCAUCGUGGCUAACGUGGAGAGCAUGGACUACGACCCACUGGUGGUCAAACUGAACAAGGACGUGUCAGCCAUAGAGGAGGCCAUGGGGGCAGCCCUGCAGCAGCACAAGUUCCAGUACAUCUUUGAAGGUCUGGGUCAUUUGAUCUCCUGUAUUCUAAUCAACGGAGCCCAGUACUUUAAGAGGAUCAGCGAGUCUGGUAUCAAAAAGAUGUGCAGGAACAUUUUUGUCCUCCAGCAGAACCUCACCAACAUCACCAUGUCCAGGGAGGCUGACCUUGACUUUGCCAGGCAGUACUACGAGAUGCUGUACAACACGGCAGAUGAGCUGCUGAAUCUGGUGGUGGACCAGGGCGUUCGCUACACUGAGCUGGAGUACAUCAAUGCUUUGUCUUUGCUCCAUCGCAGCCAGACGGGUGUAGGGGACCUGAGCACCCAAAACAUACGGCUGCAGAGGCUGAAGGAGAUCAUCUGUGAGCAGGCCGCCAUCAAACAGGCCACCAAGGACAAGAAGAUCACUACAGUGUAAUGAGAAAACAGGGCAGGGUCCACAGGAGGGUUGAAAUUAGAGAGAGAUUAGAGAAACAGUGGAAGAGAGUAACGGUGUGUUUUCCAAUCACCAAUCUGUGCUUCACGUUUUUGUUUCACCUCCCUCAGAUUAGUCUAGCAGGAACAUGUGCAGCAGAUAAGUGGGUCAUGUAGGCAAGAGUUGGGACUGAUAGAGCAAAUUCUAAAUAUUUAAGAAGUGGCUUAGGAAACGCUGAAAAGAGAGGCUUGCUCUAGACAUAGAUCAUAAUGCAAGUGAAAUCUAUUGAUGGAGUGUGUGUCUUCUACAUUUCAUCUUGACUGAUGUGAUGAAACCCAUUGUAGAGUGCUGACACAAAUAUAGCUUCUUCCAACUCUAUAUAAAUAUAUAUAUAUCUAUAUAUAGAUAUAUAGAUAUAUAUAUAUGUAACACUGACUCAGUCUAAUUGGGAAGCGAGGUGACAGCCAACACAAUUUGCAAACUUUGCAAGUCUAGUUCCCCAUGUAUCUAUGUCAAAAGGUAGCCUGUAUUGUCAAUUUGCACUUUUUAAAAGACACAGCAAUUGCAGCACUCGUGCUCCGACUCCAGCAGUCCCCUGCUUGCCAUGACUCCAGCUCCAGAUAAAAGGCGAUUGUCUUGGACAACCAAACUUAGGCCCCCAUCUCAUCUCAUUUUCCUAUUAGAUCUAAACUGCUGCUCUCAAUUACACCUCUAUCUCUCCUCUCCCGGCAGCCCCAUGGGCCCACUGAUUCUGUCUGCAAUAACAGAUGCCAGAUUAGACUGUCUGAAUGAGGCCACAUCUUCUGCCUGCUGCCAAUUUGGGUUGGUCCCCAAAGAUUUCCCUAGCUGAGAAUUGUAUCAUAUCUGGGGCUGUUAAAAAUCUGUUUAUCUGUCUUUUUUAUAGUUUAUGCUGUAAAUUGUGCAGCUCUUGUGGAAAGUUGCGAGUUGAUUAAAAAUUUUUUUCUUUACAAAUUGGACAAUAGAGACUCAGUAAUGAAGAUAUUUUUGCUGAUUUCAGUUUCAUCUGUCUGUAAAACAAGGUUUAUUUCAAAUGUUUUACUCCAAGUCCAGUACAGCGCAGUGGAAUGACUUGCAUUUUUUGUAUCAAGGAAUAUGUGUGGGAAAACAUUUCAACACUCAAAUAGAAAUAGAUGCAAUUCUGAGUCUUUAUUUUGUCAUCCCCACCACAUGUGCUCAAGUCUUUUAAAACGAACUAAACAGAUAAACUCAAGAGACGAUCACAAAUCAUUCCUCUCCCUCCAACCAUCCUUAUUUUUAGUUCAUUAACUUGGGAGAGAAGUACUUAACAAGAGGAGGAGAGGGGAAUGGGAGGCUUGUCAAUACAGCCAGCCCGCCGCUGGUCUCCCUGAAGCCCACAGAGCAAUCCAUCAUCAUGACACAUAGGCUGGGAUCGAUGGGAAAACAACCGUGGAGCUGCUGAGGGGGUUCGCCUACCACUCUGAAACGUACACUUGGUGUAAAAUCUAAAAUCUGCUCAUUCAGCUGUUCACUUCAGAGCUACUUUUCUAACGUUAUACAUGAGAAACUUUAAUACAAUGUUAACUGACUGUGUCAUCACACAGAUCCUAUUAUUGUAUUCCUACACUGUGCACACAAACCCAUAGAAGUCCACAAGGCUUACGUAUUGGACAAACUCAGAAUAUUUAAGAGCAAAACACUCCUGCUGUCCAUGCUUUUUGUUCAUGAAUGAAAUAUGUAAAAUGUAUCAAAGAGGCAAAACUCAGCUUAUCUGCUGUCUCUGUGUUUUUUUUUUUUCUUUCCUGGAACUUUAUUUUGCACAUCUAUUUGACCUUGAAAUGUUUGUUUUAAACAGGUUUAAACAUCCUCAUUGUUACUCUGGUUGUUAAGCAUCAUUAAAAAUGCUCCAAAGCUAUCUAAACUAAUUUAAGCACAUUUGAUUUAUUAAUAUGUACAUCCAUACACUGAAAAAAUAAAACCUUCAAAUUCC
This is a messenger RNA of Scatophagus argus, 4955 nucleotides long. RefSeq names its product exocyst complex component 4 (gene exoc4). The coding region runs from base 38 to 2989 and encodes 983 amino acids. The record is from RefSeq and is a predicted model, not a curated record. Gene Ontology annotation, biological process: chemical synaptic transmission; exocytosis; Golgi to plasma membrane transport. NCBI's taxonomy places the organism in Eukaryota, Metazoa, Chordata, Actinopteri, Scatophagidae. The transcript is spliced from 20 exons. Gene Ontology annotation, cellular component: growth cone membrane; synapse; exocyst.